Molecule: messenger RNA, 3560 nt
Organism: Salarias fasciatus (jewelled blenny)
Lineage: Eukaryota; Metazoa; Chordata; Actinopteri; Blenniiformes; Blenniidae
Gene: dcbld2
Product: discoidin, CUB and LCCL domain containing 2
Exons: 15
Coding region: 289-2334 (681 amino acids)
Biological process (GO): wound healing
Cellular component (GO): plasma membrane
Molecular function (GO): signaling receptor activity
Source: RefSeq, a predicted model, not a curated record
AAGUGGCUCCGCAGCCUGCUGGAUGUGUGUGUGCUCGGAGCGGUUACCUCCUCCAUAGCAGCGAGAGUGUCGCAAACCCACCGGGCUGAGUGAAGGGACGCAGCGGAGGACAGAGAGCAACCCGGCCUCCGGAGCUAACCGCUUCCCGGACUGGAGCCCGCCUGCCCCCCCGCCAUGGAGGAGUCCGGGUCGGGGCUGUAGCUGCCCAGGUACAGGUCGAAGCGGCGCAGCCGGUCCGGGAGCGAGCAGUAUGCACUCAGACUGCAGGCUGCUGCGGGCAGAGCGGUAAUGGUGGGCAGGGGAGCGACAGGGGCCGCCGCCGGGCUCCCCGUCCUGUCGGUUCUCCUCAUCCUCACCGCGGAGCGCUGCGCGGCGCAGAAAGGUGACGGCUGUGGCCCCACCGUGCUCGGCCCCAGCAGCGGGACGCUGUCCUCCCUGGGCUACCCGAGGACGUACCCCAACACCUCGGUGUGCGAGUGGGAGAUCAGCGUGCCCCGCGGCAAGCGGAUCCUCUUCCGCUUCGCCACGCUGGACAUCGAAGACGGCGACUGCCAGGUCAGCUACCUCCGCCUCUACGACGGCAUCGGACCGGGCCGGAGCGAGAUCGUGAAACACUGCGGUUUGGGAGUGAACAUCAGAGAGCCGGUGGAGUCCGCCGGCAGCCAGGUGACGGUGCAGUUCAUGAGUGGGAUCCACCACACCGGGCGAGGAGUCUACCUGUCCUACUCCACCACCGAGCACACAGAUCUCAUCACAUGUCUGGACAAAGGCUCUGAUUUCCCCGAGGCAGAGUUCAGUAAAUACUGCCCGGCGGGCUGCUUGACGUCCCCAGAGGAGAUUUCUGGAACCGUACCAAACGGAUACCGAGAGUCCUCCCCUCUGUGUGUGGCAGCUGUCCAUGCGGGUGUGGUGUCCAACGCGGUGGGAGGGAGGAUCAGUGUGGUCAGCAGUAAAGGCAUCCCUCACUACGAGGGCACGCUGGCCAACAACGUCACGUCCACUGGAGGAACUCUGUCCAACAGCCUCUUCACCUUCAGGACCAACGGCUGCUACGGCACGCUGGGCCUGGAGUCCGGCGGCGUGGCGGACACUCAGCUCAACGCCUCGUCGGCGUGGGACUGGAGCGCCGUCCCCGGUCAGCACAGCGUCUGGUCGCCGGCGGGGGCGCGGCUCAAGAAGGCGGGGCUCCCCUGGGCGCCCUCCCAGAGUGACCAGCAGCAGUGGCUGCAGGUCGACCUGAAGCGGGGGAAACGCAUCACAGGCAUCAUCACCACGGGCUCCACGCUGAGGGAGUACCAGUACUACGCCUCCCAGUACCGCGUGCUGUACAGCAACAACGGCAAGCAGUGGUCCAGCUACCGGGAGCCCAACGCCACGCACGACAAGAUUUUCCAAGGCAACAUAAACUACCUUCACGAGGUGAGGAACAACUUCAUCCCUCCGAUCGAGGCGCGCUUCCUGAGGAUCAGUCCCACCGCCUGGCACCAGAGGAUCGCGCUCAAGCUGGAGCUGCUCGGCUGUCCGAUUCCCGUCGUGAGGACCGAGUCGAGGAUCUUCACCCCGUCUCGUCAGGUUCCACCUUCUGCCGGCACCAAGCGGCCGCCUCGCCUGGGCCAGACCACACACACCCCGGACAUCCGAAACACCACCAUGCCCCCGCACACCGGCAAAGACGUGGUUCUGGCGGCGGUCCUGGUUCCGGUGCUGGUCAUGGUCCUGACCGCCCUCAUCCUGACCGCGGUGUGUGCCUGGCACUGGAGGAGCAGGAAGAAGAGCUCGGAGGGAACGUACGACCUUCCUCACUGGGACCGAACAGACUGGUGGAAAAGCAUGAAGCAGCUGCUGCCGUCCAAGAUGGUGGAGACGGAGGACUCGGUGCGGUACACCAGCAGCGAGGUUGGCCGGCUGUCCGGGAGGGGGGCGGUGCCUCGCCUCCACGCCGAGCCUGCAGAAUACGCGCAGCCGCUGGUGAGCGGCGUGACCACGCUGGGCGCCCGCUCCACCUUCAAGCCCGACGAGGGCCCCGCCCCCGGCUACUCGGAUUCAGACCUGUACGACGCCCCCAUCUCCCCCGACAUCUACCACGCCUACGCCGAGCCGCUGCCGGCGUCGGGGGCGGAGUACGCCACGCCCAUCGUGGUGGACAUGGGCUGCCACCUGAACCAGCCCCCCGCCGUCUGCGGCUUCAAGGGGGCGGGGCCCGCCGCCGGCCGCCAGGCGGGACGCUCGGCGUACGACACGCCGAAAAACGCCAGCGGACAGGCCACGCCCACCGCGGACCUGACCUAUCAGGUGCCUCAGAGCUGCGCUCAGAAACCCGCCGGACAGGGCUGAGGAGGACGACCACGGCUCGGCCCCGCCCUCGGAGAUGGAGGGGGCGGGGCUUAGUUCCUUGAGACUCUGCUGCCCGGACGCCGGUGCGCCGCCGCAGGCUGCUGGUGUGGCGCCGUUACAGUCCAAUCACUGAAACCACAGAGAUGAAUGUGUUCUGCCCCCCCGGGGAGCCGAGCAGCGGCAGGAGGGGCGGGAACCGCAGCGCUGACUACUGUUGAUACAGACUCUGUCCCUGUUCUGUGAUUUAUGUUCUAGUUGUUUUAAGUAGGUCUUGCAUCCUGUGAAACUGUGAUUUCCAUUCUGUCGUUAUUCUGUUACAACCUUCUAAUUUACAUCCACGGACUCUGAGGGUCCUCUUACUGAACCAACGCCCAUCAUCUGAAAUCAAGCAGUUGCUCCUCUGCUGGAGAAACUCACACGUUCCACGGUACUUCUAUUUUUUUUUUUUAUAGUCUUUUGAAGCAUGACUUGAAAUGGUGUGUACAGUUCCAGUAAUUCCAUUACUGCAAUCCUGUUGGGACUCAAAAUGAUUUACUGAUAUUUAUUUUAAUGUUUCACAUCCUGCUGAUAAGGAGAUACUUAUUGAAAACCAUCCCGCCACUACGCUCUAAUAAUUAGGUUACACUGUUGUGGACUUGUUGUCUCGCCGAAUCUGGUCAAUCUCCACUUUAACUCCCCGACUGAAGACCAAAUGUGACGUUUUUGCGCUCGUUCACGACGGAGCACGCUCUCGCCAACGGGCUCGGCCAAAUUAAAGCAGUCUUAAAAUGUGUCUUCACGAAGAGAAAGGUACAAGAAGAAGAGGUAGUAAAUAUGUUACAGCUGUGAUUCUUCCAUAGUGUGUGUGUGUGUGUUUUUUUGAACUGGGUGUCUGUUCUGUGCCUCCUCUGUGUCGGUGUGUGUACGUAUGUGCGGUAAGCUGUUGUGCGGAGGUGGUAGUUGUUGUUUUUUUAGCUGUUGUGGACUGCAUUCCUCUCCCGUCCACCUGCGGUACUGAUGUGUCCAAACGGCUGGGAGAGAACGAGCUGCUUCACAUCUCCGGCGGCAGGGGGGGGGGGGGGGAGCGGCGGCUGUUCCAACAACUCCGCCGCCGCGGAGCCCCCCCCCCCCCUCCGCUCAGUAACCAAAGUGAACUUUAUCCAGAGGUUUGGUGCUCGCUGGUCCCAGAGGGCUCGAGCCCACGUGGCUCUCACUGAUUGUACAAAGAGAAAUAAAGAGUUUUUAAG